AUGUUGAUCGCUUUCAAGACGGUAACAAAGAGACAAUUUGAGUUAGAAGCCAAUCCUACCGAUACCAUCAAACACUUGAAACAAUUGGUAGAGGACAAUACCGAAUUCAGCAGUGCUGGUAUGAAACUUAUUUACGGAGGAAAGGAAUUAAACGAUGAUCAAACAAUAGAAUCCGCAAAUAUUCAAUCUAACAUUGCUAAGAAGGAAGAGGAAACAACAUCUUCUACUACUACCUCCUCCGAAACAAAACCACCAACUACCACAACAGCAACCGAAAGUACACUUCCUUCUAUGACCACUCCUGCUAGUACUACAGCAACAACCACAACAGCAACCACACCUCAAGCUCAAGAGCAAAUACCAGGUGGACCUGGAACUGCUGAAUACGACGAGGCAGUACAACAAUUUUUGGAGAUGGGUUAUGAUAGAAAUGAUAUCGAUGAAUGUAUGAAGGCUGCUUUUUAUGAUAGAGCCACUGCUGCUGAAUUUCUCAUUUCCGGUAUUCCAGAAAAUGUCAAGCAAAUGAUGCAAGAACAUGGAGGAAAUAUGCCAACUCCACCACAAGGUGGUGUUGCAGGACUUCAGGGCAACCAACAGGGGUUCAGUUUGCGUGAUUUGUUUACUCUUUCACCACAGCUUAACAAUUUGAGAAAUGCUAUUAGACAAAAUCCAACACUUUUACGUGAAUUUUUACAACAUGUAUCGCAAGUGAGUCCGGAGUUAUAUCAAAUCAUUCAAUCGAAUCCUCGUGAAUUUUUGGAAAUUAUUAAUGAAACUGGACCAACACAAGCAGGAACAACGCCACCAACUGGUGUGCCAACCGGAGGAGAGACUGGUGGAGAACAAGCAGGAAUUCCAGGAGGUCAACAACCUCCACCAGGUACUGUUUACAUUACUCGUGAGGAUGAAAGAAAGAUCAAUGAAUUAGUCGGUCUAGGAUUUACCAAAAAUGAGGCUAUUCAAGCCUAUUUGGCAUGUGAUAGAAACCAAGAAAUGGCAGCCAAUCUUCUUUUUGAAAAUCGUGACAGGGGAUUCGAGGACGACGACGAAGAUGACGAACAACAAGGAGGUCAAGGUGGCGGUAUGCAUGACUAA
Messenger RNA from Naegleria fowleri, 1095 nucleotides. RefSeq lists its product as uncharacterized. Gene Ontology annotation, molecular function: damaged DNA binding; polyubiquitin modification-dependent protein binding; ubiquitin binding. NCBI's taxonomy places the organism in Eukaryota, Heterolobosea, Eutetramitea, Acrasida, Naegleriidae. The transcript has 3 exons. Gene Ontology annotation, cellular component: nucleoplasm; cytosol. The record is from RefSeq and is a predicted model, not a curated record. Bases 1 to 1095 code for a protein of 364 amino acids. Gene Ontology annotation, biological process: proteasome-mediated ubiquitin-dependent protein catabolic process; nucleotide-excision repair.